Messenger RNA from Rana temporaria (common frog), 11443 nucleotides. It is a transcript of the gene DMD, whose product is annotated as dystrophin. Gene Ontology annotation, cellular component: plasma membrane. The transcript has 80 exons. Bases 246 to 11354 code for a protein of 3702 amino acids. Gene Ontology annotation, biological process: synaptic signaling. Lineage: Eukaryota; Metazoa; Chordata; Amphibia; Anura; Ranidae. The record is from RefSeq and is a predicted model, not a curated record. Gene Ontology annotation, molecular function: protein binding; zinc ion binding.
UAAGGAGUAACAGAUCGGCACCUGUUUUCUCUGAUCUGCGUCUGACAGUUUACUCUCCAGUCUCAGUGCAAACUCUAUCUGCAGUUUUAUCAGGCUGUCUGACUCAGUGGCUAUAGCACAAAACGUGAUCUUUGGAGCUUUCGGAAAUCAUUUGUUUUACGGAAAAGAGGAGCAGCAAAAAAAGGAACACCAAAAAACUUCUUGGUGCAGGUCCUUGAUUUAAAACUUUCCGUUCUAAGUACGCUAUGGCAGAAAGUGCUUAUCCUGAGGAGGUAAACAGAGACGAAGCAGCGCUGGAUGAGUUCAAUGACAUCAUCAAAAAUCGAUCCGAUGAAAGAGAAGAUGUUCAAAGGAAAACAUUCACGAAAUGGGUAAAUGCUCAGUUUGCAAAGUUUGGGAAACCUCCAAUUGAGGAUCUGUUCAAUGACCUUCAAGAUGGACGAAGACUUCUGGAUCUUCUUGAAGGCCUUACUGGUCAAAAGCUGGUAAAGGAAAAAGGCUCCACCAGGGUUCAUGCUAUAAACAAUGUCAACAAAGCACUUCAGAUCUUGCAAAAAAAUAAUGUUGAUUUGGUGAACAUUGGAAGUGCCGACAUAGUGGAUGGAAAUCAUAAGCUGAUCCUUGGUUUGAUCUGGAGCAUUAUUCUCCAUUGGCAGGUGAAGGAUGUAAUGAAAGACAUUAUGGCUGACUUGCAGCAAACGAACAGUGAAAAGAUCUUACUUAGCUGGGUGCGCCAAUCAACUCGCAAUUACCCACAGGUCAACGUUAUCAAUUUCACCAGCAGUUGGUCUGAUGGAUUGGCUUUUAAUGCACUUAUCCACAGUCACAGACCAGACCUGUUUGAGUGGAAUAGUAUUCUCAGCCAACAAUCUGCUGUUCAGCGGCUGGAUCAUGCAUUUAACACUGCCCAGCAACACAUGGGAAUCGCAAAUCUCCUCGAUCCUGAUGAUAUUGCAACAGAUCAUCCUGACAAGAAGUCCAUUUUAAUGUAUGUUACAUCACUCUUCCAAGUCCUGCCUCAAAAAGUCUCCAUUGAAUCUCUUCGGGAAUUGGAAACCUUACCUCGCCAAAUAGUUACUCCAGAAGAACAUAUUAGACAUUAUGACCAGCGGCAUUUCUCUCAGCAAAUCACUGUCAAUGUAGCACAGGGACGUGUGCACACCCCUUCACCUCCUCCUAAACCUCGCUUCAAAAGCUAUGCCUACACGCAAGCUGCUUAUGUCAUGUACCCUGACCAAAUUGGGAGGCAGUUCCCUCCACAGCAAAUACAAGGUGUGGAUGACCGGCCAUUUGGCAGGUUAGUGAUGGAACCAGAGGUGGAUCUAGAAAGUUACCAGUCAGCAUUGGAAAGAGUGCUUUCUUGGCUUCUUUCUGCUGAGGAUGCUUUACAGAGUCAAGGAGCAAUUUCUGACAAUGUUGAAGACAUCAAAGAACAGUUCCAUACACAUGAGGGCUUUAUGAUGGAAUUAACAUCUCACCAGGGAAAUGUUGGAGAAGUUUUGCAAGCUGGAAGUCAACUGUUAGCUAUUCAGAAACUUUCUGAUGAUGAAGAGAAUGAAAUCCAGGAACAGCUGAAUCUCCUCAAUUCCCGAUGGGAAAGUCUCAGGUUGGCAAGUAUGGACAGGCAAAGCAAUUUACAUAAAACUUUGAUGGACCUGCAAAAUCAACAGCUUCAACAGUUAAGCAACUGGCUUUCGCAAACAGAAAAUCGGAUUAAGAAAAUGGAUUUGGAAAUGUUGGGUCCUGACUUGGAAGAUAUAAAGCGCCAAAUAGAAGAACAUAAGAUUUUGCAGGAUGACUUAGAACAAGAGCAAGUCAGAGUAAAUUCUCUUACUCACAUGGUGGUAGUGGUGGAUGAAGCAAGUGGAGAUAAAACUACAGCUGCCUUAGAAGAACAAUUACAGCACUUGGGAGACCGUUGGGCUGCAAUAUGCAGAUGGACAGAAGACAGAUGGAUUCUAUUGCAGGAAAUUCUUCUGAAAUGGCAACAUUUUGCUGAAGAACAAUGCCGAUUUGAUGCUUGGCUUACGGAAAAGGAGGAGAUGAUUAACACUGUUCAGAAUACAGAAUUUAAGGAUCAGAAUGAAAUGCUUUCUAACCUAAGAAAAUUAGCGAUCUUGAAAGGAGAACUAGAAAUUAAAAAGAAGACAAUGGAUACAUUGUACUCUCUAAGUCAGGAUCUGUUUUCCACACUGAAUAAUAAGAUGGUGUCUCAGAAAAAUGAUGCCAGAUUGGAAAACUUUUCUCUGAGGUGGGAUGAUCUUGUGCAGAAACUAGAAAGCAGUACCAAGAAGAUUUCACAGGCUGUCACCACCACUCAGACAUCACUAACACAGACAACUGUAAUGGAAACUGUAACUAUGGUGACCACCAGGGAGCAAAUUCUUGUUAAGCAUGGUAAGGACGAACUCCCACCGCCUCCCCCUCAGAAGAAAAGACAGAUCCUUGUGGAAUCAGAACUAAGGAAGAGAUUUGAUGUGGAUUUAACAGAAUUGCACAGUUGGAUGACACGUUCUGAAGUUGUUCUGCAAAGUCCUGAAUUUGCAAUACUUCGAAAGGAAGGAGACCUCUCAGACCUUACAAAGAAAGUUAAAGCCAUAGACAGAGAGAAGCCAGAGAAAAGCAGAAAGCUUCAGGAAGCCAACAGGAAUGCCCAGGCUCUUGCUGAACAGAUGCUGAAUGAUGGCCUUAAUGCAGACAACAUCCAACAAUCAUCUCAACAUUUGAACAGCAGGUGGACAGACUUCUGUCAGUUAUUGAGUGAGAGACUUUCUUGGCUGGAAUAUCAAAAUAGCAUCAUUGCCUUUUACUCCCAGUUACAACGAUUGGAGCAGACAGCAAUUACAGCUGAAAACUGGCUGAAAGCACAAAGUAUAACAGCCUCUGAGGCAGAAGCAGUCAAAAUGCAGUUACAAAAAUGCAAGGAUGAAGUUGCUCGUUUGUUAGCUCUCAAGCCUGAAAUUGGAUCCUUGCAAGUCCAAGGAACAAAAUUAAAAGAAAAGGAACAAGGGCCAAUGUUUUUGGACGCAGAUGUAGCAGCUUUUCUCAACCACUAUAAUCAAGUUCUUUCCAACUUGCAAUCUAGAGAAAAACAGCUUCAAAAUAUUUUAGACAGUUUACCUCCAACACAAUACAAGGAGAAAAUGAGCACUAUCCUUCUGUGGAUCCAGCAGUCUGAAACCAAACUUGCUAUACCUCAGGUCACUGUUACUGAAUGUGAAAUCAUGGAACAAAGACUCAGGGAGCUAAAGGCCUUACAAAGUUCCCUGCAGGAGCAUCAGGCUGACAUGAAUUAUCUCAGCAAAACUGCAGCGGAGUUAUCUAGAAAAGCACCUACUGAUGUCAAACAAAAAUAUAGGGCAGAAAUUGAUCAAGCCCAGAGCCGUUGGAAGUCAUUAUCAAAUCAGCUAGCAGGACAAUGCCAAAAAUCAGAAGAGUUACUAAAUAAACAUAGACAGUUUCAGAAUGAUAUCAAAACAUUGAACAAAUGGAUGGCUGAAGUGAAUGUUUUCCUCAACGAAGAAUGGCCAGCCCUUGGAGAUUUAGAAGCACUUGAAAAACAACUAGAACAAUGUAGCGCAUUAGUAAAUGAUAUCCAAACAAUACAGCCUAGUGUAACCAGUGUGAAUGAUGUUGCAGAGAAUUUGAUUAUCAAAGCUGAACCAAAUUAUUUGCCCAAGUUGAAAACUGAAUUACAAAAUCUCAAUGACCAGUGGGAUAACAUAUGCAAACAGGCCCAUGCGAAAAAAGCAGCAUUAAAAGGUGGCUUAGAAAAAACUGUUACUCUCCGGAAGGAUCUAUCUGAAAUGCAAGAAUGGAUAGGACAAGCUGAAGAGGAAUAUUCUGAGAGGGAUUUUGAGUACAAAACACCAGAGGAACUUCAAAAGGCAUUGGAAGAGCUAAAGAGGGCAAGAGACGAAGCUGCUCAGAAGAAGGAUAAAGUUAAGCUUCUAACAGAUUCUGUGAGCAAUUUUAUUGCAACAGCGCCACCUAAUGCCCAUGAACCUUUAAAGAAAGAAUUGAAAGUUCUAGUUAAGAACUAUGAAGGGCUUUGCAGCAGACUGAAUGGAAAGUGUGAAACUCUAGAGGAGGUAUGGAAGUGUUGGCAAGAGCUAUUAUCUUACUUAGAAGCUGAAAACAAGUGGAUUGAUGAUGUUGAGGAAAAGUUAAAGGCGACAGAGGGUGUGAAGGGAUCACCCGAGGAAAUCUCCCAGACUUUAAAGUCCAUAGCAAAGAUUAUGAAACACCCCGAAGACAAUCGCAAUCAAAUUAAAGAACUUGCACAAACAUUGACAGAUGGAGGUGUGAUGGAUGACUUGAUCAAUGAAAAACUAGAGAUGUUCAAUACACGUUGGGAUGAAGUACAACAGGAGGCUGUAAGGAGACAAAAGGUUCUUGAACAAAGUAUUCAGUCUGCCCAGGAGACUGACAAAGCUAUUCGCCUAAUUCAGGAAUCCCUUGGCACCAUAGACAAACAAUUGACGGCCUAUAUUUCUGACAGCAUUGAUGCAGGCCACGUUCCCCAAGAAGCACAGAAAAUACAGUCGGAGUUAUUAAGCCAUGAGAUUAGUUUGGAUGAGAUGAAAAAGAGAAUCCAAGGAAAGGAAAUGUCUAAAAAAGUUCUAUUGCAGAUUGAAAUUUCUCAGAAAAAACUACAAGAAGUUUCCACUAAGUUUAGAUUAUUUCAAAAACCAGCAAAUUUUGAACAGCGUCUUAUAGAAUCUAAAAGAAUUUUGGAUGAAGUGUCCUUUGACUUACCAAUUCUGGAUAUGGAGAGUGUUGAGCAGGAUGCAGUCCAAACGCAACUGGAUCACUGCAUGAAACUUUAUAAAAUUUUAAGUGAAGUCAAAUCUGAAGUGGAAACAGUGAUAAAGACUGGACGUCAAAUAGUUCAGAAACAGCAAACCGAGAACCCAAAAGAUCUUGAUGAGAGGCUGACUGCAUUAAAACUGGAAUAUAAUGAGCUAGGAGCUAAGGUGACUGAGGGGAAGCAGGUCUUGGAAAAAUGCCUAAAAUUAUCAAGAAAGCUCAGGAAAGAAACAAGCAGCUUGACUGAAUGGCUAGCAAUGAUAGACACAGAGGUAACAAGGAGAUCCUCUGAGGAGGGCAUGCCAACUAACUUAGAGGAAGAGAUUGCCUGGAGCAAGACAAUACAAAAAGAGAUUGAAAAGCGACAGCAGCAAUUAAAGAACAUUCAAGACUUAGGGGAUUCACUUAAAGCUGUUAUUGGUGAACAUGGCAACCUGGUUGAUGAUAAACUUAGUCUACUGAAUAGCAAUUGGCUGGCAGUAACAUCAAGAGCUGAAGAGUGGUUCUGCCUUUUGUUGGAAUAUCAAAAACAAAUGGAGUCUUUUGACCAAGGCAUUGCUAGCACUACAGCUUGGAUGUACCGUGCUGAAAUAUUACUAGAUGAGGUGGACAAACAAAAGCCACUACAAAUGGAAGAGACCCUGAAGCUACUGAAGUCUGAGCUGAAUGAUAUUCAGCCGAAGGUGGAAUUAGUACAUGACCAAGCUACAGAGCUAAUGAUGAACCAUGGUAAUGAAUGCAAGAAGAUAGUAGAAAUCAAGCUGUCUGAACUUGAUCAACGAUUUGCUCCAAUAUCACAAAGAAUUAAAACAGAAAAGCCUAUGGUUUCUUCCAAAGAGCUGGAACAGUUUCAUUCUGAUAUCCAGAAAUUGCUUGAACCACUGGAGGCUGAAAUUCAACUUGGAGUGAAUCUCACUGAAGAAGACUUCAAUAAAGAUACGAGUGAAGAAAACGAUGGCCAAGUGAAAGAAUUGCUGAAACGAGGGAAUUACCUUCAGCUAAAAAUACCAGAUGAUAAAAAGAGGGAAGAAAUCAAACUAAAACACCAGCUUUUACAAGCUAAAUAUAAUACUCUCAAGGAUUUGAGAUCACAAAGAAGGAAAAAGGCUUCAGAGAUUUCCCAUCAGUGGUAUCAAUACAAAAGACAAUCUGAUGAUUUAUUGAAAUGUUUGGAUGAUAUUGAGAAGAAAAUCGCUAGUCUUCCAGAACCCAAAGAUGAGCAGAAGCUUAAGGAGAUUGAUGGAGAAUUGGAAAAGAAGAAAGAAGAACUGAAUGCUGUACACAGACAAGCUGAACGUUUGUGUAAGGAUGGGGCUGCCAAAGCAGUGGAGCCAACUCUGAUCCAUCUUAACAAACGGUGGCGAGAAAUUGAGAGCAAAUUUGCUCCUUUCCGAAGACUGCACUAUGCACAAAUUCAAACUGUUCAUGAAGAAAGCACUCGUUCAUUGAUUGAGGGAAUGAAAGUGGAUGCCUCUUAUGUGCCUUCUACAUACCUGGCAGAGAUUGCACGCUUCCUGCAGUCUGUUGCUGAGGUUGAUCUUCUACUAAACUCUUCAUGUUUUAAUAACAAAGACUGUGAAGAUCUCACCAAACAAGAUGAGUGUCUUAAGAACUCCAAAGAAAUCCUUGAAAGACUGGCGGGUCAAUAUGCGAUCAUUGAGAGCAAAAAGAACCCAGUUCUCCAGUCUGCUACCCCGAAGGAGAGUGAGAGGGUUAAUGAAAAACUGGCUGAGCUUUCAUUCAACUGGGACAAUGUCAACAAGCUAUACAAAAAACGGCAAGAGAGGUUUGACAGAUCGCUAGAGAAGUGGAUGAAACUGCAGGAUGACAUGAAUAACCUGAACCAGUGGCUAACUGAAGCAGAGACAAUUCUUUCUGAGUCCCAAGGUGAUCCAAGGGAUACAGAGAAACUGAGACAGCAGCAACAGGGGGUAAAGGUUCUUGAAGAUGGCAUAGAGCAGCAGCAAGCUACAGUUAGAGCCCUGAAUGUAUAUGGAGGAGAAGUUGCUGAGCAGUCUUCAACUGCUGAUGCUUCCCGUAUUAAGGAGAAUUUAGAUACACUGAAUUCUCGCUGGUUUACAAUCCACAGGAAGCUUAAUGAAAGAAGGGAAAGACUAGAAGAGGAGAAGAAGAACUUAUAUGGACUUCAAGGAGAGUUACAAAAUUUCCAAGUGUGGUUAGAAGAUGCAGAAGAAAUUGCCAGUACACCAGCAGAGCAAGGAAAUGAGCCUCAGCUAAAUGAAUUACUGGAAAAAGUCGAGUUUAAAGUGGGCGAACUUCAGCCAUGCAAAGAAGUGUUGAAACAACUGAAUGAAUUUGGUGGAACAGCUAUAGGAAGUGCUACAAUAUCUGCUGAAGAAAAAAGAAAAAUUGAAAGUGGACUAAAGGAGGCUAAUCAUCGCUGGAUAAAGGUGUCAAAGGACCUUCAUGAUAAGCAAAAUGAAAUAGAGGAUCAUUUAAAGAAUGUUUCCUUGUUUGAACUUCAGUUGAAUCAGUUGACAUUGUGGAUUUCAUCUGUAAAAGACCAGUUAUUAUUCUACAAUCAAGUAGGAAGACCGGGAGCAUUUGAUAUCAAGGAAACAGAGGAUGUUAUAACAGCAAAAAAGCCACAUGUGGAAAGCAUAUUGUCUAAGGGUUAUCAGCUGCAUACAGAGAAAUCUGUGUCCUAUCCUGUAAAGAGAAAAUUAGAAGAUUUGAAUAAAGAGUGGAAUACAGUAAAUCAUUUACUAGAAGAACUAAAGAGGAGACCUGUGGUACCAUCAACUGAUCGUCCUGAACAAACAGCCUCUGUGGUUACUCAGACUCUGCUAACAACAGGAACAGCGGAUAUGCCAUCUUCACUUCUCUUAGAGGUCCCAGCCUUGGCUGAAUUCAACAAGACAUGUGCCGAACUUAAAGACUGGCUCACCCUUCUUGACCGUGUGAUAAAGGCGCAAAUUGUAACAGUAGGCGAUGUGGAAGAAAUUAAUGAAAUGAUUAUCAAACAAAAGGUAACUCUACAGGAUUUAGAACAAAAGCACCCUCAUUUGGAAGAACUCAUAACAGCAGCACAAAAUCUGAAAAACAAAACAAGCAAUCCAGAAGCUCGUGCAGUGGUAACAGAUCGCAUUGAAAAAAUACAAAAUCAGUGGGAGGAAGUACAAUGUCAUCUCCAAAAUCGAAGACAACAGCUACAGGAAAUGCUGAAGGAUUCUGCCCAGUGGAUUGAAGCUCGUCAUGAGGCAGAACAGAUGUUAGAAAAAGCAAAAGGAAGGGUUGUAUCUUGGAAAGAAAUCUCAUAUACUGUUGAAGCACUGAAGAAACAAAAUACUGACCUUAAGCAAUUUUCCAAAGAACUUCGUCAGUGGCAGAUAAAUGUUGAUGUAGCAAAUGAUUUGGCCUUCAAGCUUCUGCGGGACUAUUCGGCUGAUGACACCAGAAAAGUGGAACUAAUGAAAGACAACAUUAAUAUUACAUGGACAAAAAUUAAUAAAAGAGUUAGUGAUCGUGAUGGUGCUCUUGAGGCAGCUUUACGACUGUUGCAGCAGUUUUACUUGGACUUGGAAAAGUUUCUUGCCUGGCUAACAGAAGCUGAGACUACAGCCAAUGUACUACAUGAUGCAAAACAUAAAGAAGGACUGUUAGAAGAUACACAGGGCAUUCGGGAACUGAUGACUCAGUGGCAGGAGCUGCAAGCAGAAAUUGAUGGCCACACAGAAGUCUUUCAUUCUUUGGAUGAAAAUGGUCAGAAAAUGCUUAAAUCACUAGAAGGAUCUGAAGAUGGAGCCCUUUUGCACAGGCGGCUUGAAAACAUGAAUAUCAGAUGGAAUGAGCUCAGGAAAAAAUCCCUUAACAUCAGGUCUCAUUUAGAAGCCAGCACAGAACACUGGAAGCGAUUACAUAUCUCUCUGCAGGAGCUUCUUGCAUGGUUGCAGCUAAAGAGUGACGAGCUAAAGCAGCAGGAGCCCGUUGGUGGGGAUGUUCCCGAAGUACAAAGCCAGAUUGACACACAUCGGGCCUUCAAAAGGGAGUUAAAAGCCAAGGAACCUGUUAUCAUGAGUGCACUUGAUACUGUGCGAAUAUUCAUCACAGAUCACCCUUUUGAGGGACUCGAGAAGCUGUACCAUGAGCCAAGAGACCAUCACGCUGAAGAGCCAUCCAAGAAUGUCAGCAGGAUCCUGCAGAAGCAGGUAGAUGAUGUAAGGACUGAGUGGGACAGGUUGAAUGUGCACUCAGUGGAGUGGCAGAGAAAAUUAGACGAUGCACUUGAAAGACUACAGGAACUCCAGGAUGCAAUGGAUGAACUGGACCAUAAACUGCAUCAAGCAGAGGCUAUGAAAGGAUCCUGGCAGCCAGUGGGAGAUUUGCUCAUUGACUCUCUUCAAGAUCACAUAGGAAAAAUCAAGGCCUUCCGAGCAGAAAUAGCACCAAUUAAAAAUAAUGUAAAUCAAGUAAAUGAUCUUGCACACCAGUUCACUGCAACUGAUAUCCAGCUGUCACCAUAUAACCUCAGUCAUCUGGAGGAGUUGAACACAAGAUGGAAGCUCCUGCAGGUGUCCAUUGAUGAGCGCAUCAGACAAUUACAUGAAGCCCACAGGGAUUUUGGCCCCACGUCUCAGCACUUCCUAUCCACUUCUGUCCAGGGUCCAUGGGAGAGGGCAAUUUCACCAAAUAAAGUGCCAUACUACAUAAAUGAUGUAAAGAACAAAGAUAAUCAUGGAUUGCAAGGAAUAUACCAUGAAUCGCAAACAACCUGCUGGGAUCAUCCCAAAAUGACAGAGCUUUACCAGUCUUUAGCUGACCUGAAUAAUGUGAGAUUUUCAGCAUACAGAACUGCCAUGAAGCUAAGGAGACUGCAGAAGGCCUUGUGCUUGGAUUUACUGGGCUUGUCUGCAGCCUGUGAUGCCUUGGACCAGCACAACCUUAAGCAAAAUGACCAGCUUAUGGACAUCCUUCAAAUUAUUAAUUGCCUAACUACAAUUUAUGACCGGCUGGAGCAAGAGCACAACAACCUGGUGAACGUUCCUCUUUGUGUGGACAUGUGCCUGAACUGGCUCCUUAAUGUUUAUGACACGGGUCGCACAGGAAGAAUUCGAGUGUUGUCUUAUAAAACUGGUAUUAUUUCCCUAUGUAAAGCACAUUUGGAAGAUAAGUACAGAUACCUGUUUAAGCAAGUGGCAAGCUCUACUGGAUUUUGUGACCAGCGGAGACUGGGCCUCCUCCUCCAUGAUGCCAUCCAGAUACCACGGCAGCUGGGUGAAGUGGCUUCCUUUGGUGGAAGUAACAUAGAACCCAGUGUUAGGAGCUGUUUUCAGUAUGCCAACAAUAAACCAGAAAUUGAAGCAGCCCUGUUUCUGGACUGGAUGAGGUUGGAGCCACAGUCUAUGGUUUGGCUGCCGGUGCUUCAUAGAGUUGCUGCUGCUGAAACUGCCAAACAUCAAGCCAAGUGUAAUAUCUGUAAGGAAUGUCCCAUUAUUGGUUUCAGGUACAGAAGUUUAAAGCACUUUAACUAUGACAUCUGCCAAAGCUGCUUCUUUUCCGGCCGUGUUGCAAAAGGUCACAAAAUGCACUAUCCGAUGGUUGAAUAUUGCACUCCUACUACAUCUGGAGAAGAUGUACGCGACUUUGCAAAGGUUUUAAAGAAUAAAUUCAGGACUAAACGAUACUUUGCGAAGCACCCAAGAAUGGGUUACCUGCCUGUUCAGACUGUCCUAGAAGGAGACAACAUGGACACUCCUGUUACACUGAUCAACUUCUGGCCAGUAGAUUCUGCCCCUGCCUCAUCUCCCCAGCUAUCACACGAUGACACUCACUCACGAAUUGAACAUUAUGCUAGCAGGCUAGCUGAAAUGGAAAACAGCAAUGGAUCCUACCUAAACGAUAGCAUUUCCCCCAAUGAAAGCAUAGAUGAUGAGCAUUUGCUUAUCCAGCACUACUGCCAAAGCUUGAACCAGGAGUCUCCUCUAAGCCAGCCCCGAAGUCCUGCUCAGAUUCUAAUCUCCUUGGAAAGUGAAGAGCGAGGAGAGCUUGAGAGGAUUCUCGCUGACUUGGAAGAGGAGAAUAGGAAUUUGCAGUCUGAAUAUGACAGAUUGAAGGAGCAGCAUGAUCACAAGGGCUUGUCUCCACUGCCCUCCCCUCCAGAAAUGAUGCCAGCCUCCCCGCAAAGCCCACGUGAUGCAGAACUUAUUGCAGAAGCCAAACUACUACGCCAGCACAAAGGACGGCUAGAAGCUAGAAUGCAAAUACUAGAAGAUCACAACAAGCAACUGGAGUCUCAACUGCAUCGGCUCAGACAAUUGCUAGAACAGCCGCAGGCUGAGGCAAAGGUCAAUGGUACAACCUUUUCCUCUCCUACUCCCUCACUACAGAGAUCAGAGAGUAACCAGCCUAUGUUGCUUCGUGUGGUUGGCAGCCAAACAUCUGAAACUAUGGGAGAGGAUGAUCUCAGUCCUCCUCAUGAUACAAGCACAGGACUAGAGGAAGUCAUGGAGCAGCUUAACAACUCCUUCCCCACUGCAAGAGGAAGAAAUGUCCCUGGAAAGCAAAUGAGAGAGGAAACCAUGUAGGAAAUCUUUUUCACAUGGCUGAUGAUUUGGGAAGAGCGAUGGAAACUUUAGUCACUGUCAUGACUGACGACGAGGUGUUAGAGUAACAA